UUUUAUUAUAAUAUUAUAACAUGGUCUGGAGAGACAACGAAGUUAUCUUCACACGAAGAACCGAGAGACAGAGAGCCAAUGGAAGCAUCUAUAGAAACCACGUCUAUAAAUCAAUUGGAGGACUUCCAACAUGCUUCUUGAGCUUUGCUACAGCAGCUGCUGGAGCCUGGUAUCAUCACAAAAUCUGGACUUGUAGCCACUUCGGACUCCCAACCUGGGGAAGAAUGGCCAUCCUCAUGGUUGUAGGAGCCCAAUUCGGACAAUUCUUCGGCACUUUUGCUUGGGGAAAUCCUUCGGAAUAUUGGAACCUUAAGAUGAACGGAAGCCUUUAUAAAAAGGAAAUGAACGAAUACAAGAAAGCAUAUUAUGGAUAAACUU
This is a messenger RNA of Moneuplotes crassus, 378 nucleotides long. The record is from the annotation of a GenBank genome assembly. Lineage: Eukaryota; Ciliophora; Spirotrichea; Euplotida; Euplotidae.